AGUAUUUUGAUUGAAGCAAGCAUAUCAGAAGGUGUAUCACUACGUCAACCUCUGAUCCACACACAUUUUUUCGCCAAAAAAAAAAAGCUAUUUCCAGCAGCAACAGCAUUUUAAACUAUAAAAAAGAGGAAAACAAUAAAACAGAAAAAUUUACAUAAUGAAUGUGACACUUAAAAUCCUUGACAUCCUGGUCAUAAUAACAGCUGUUGCAGUUUCCACAGUUAAUGCAGCAAAAUUUUUGUCCAACAAACCCGACUUCUUAAUACCCUGUCGUUUGCAGGAUCCAGAUUUUGGCAAAUGUUUUAGCAAAAAUUUUCAAGUGAUAUUUCGCGAGUGGAAGUCUGGCAUACCUGGUUAUAAAGCUGCCGGUUCCUUUGAUCCUAUAUAUGUUAAACGUAUUUUGUUUUCUCAAGAUCCCAAAAAUCCUGUGGCAUUAAAUGUUGAUCUUUCUAAUGUGGUGGUAACUGGCGCCAGUAAUAUGAUCGUUCAAGAAAUCAGUUUCGAUGCAAAAACAUUAGUUUUACAUGCUAAAUUAUUAGUGCCAAAAUUGCAGUUUGCUUUCGAUUAUAAGAUUAAUGGACAAAUAUUAAAUUUAGUUUUAAAAAGUCAUGGCAAGGGUUUCUUCAAAAUUGAGAAUUUGGGCAUGAUCCUUAACGUACAACUUAAGUUGCGCGACGAACAUGGUUUCACAUUUGGCGAUGUCGAAAAAUUACAUAUGGAUGUUACAAAUAUAGGAGGUGUACAUACACAAUUUGAUAAUCUUUUCAAUGGUCAGAAGGAUAUAGAGGAUAGUACAAAUACUCUUAUAAAUGAGAAUUGGCGAGAUUUUUAUGAAAUUUUACGACCCGCUGUAACAGAAGCCGUACAGGAGAUAAUGAAGGAUCGACUAAAAAAGUCACUCGGUUAUGUACCUUUAAAUUAUUUCAUAGAAGAUAUACCAACUGCUGCUGUUCACUAUGGUUAAAGUAUUAAGUAUUUUUGUGUUGUAAAACGGUUUUGCAUGGAAUGAAUAAAAACUGAUCUAAGAGAUA
Messenger RNA from Lucilia sericata (common green bottle fly), 1031 nucleotides. Its product is annotated as circadian clock-controlled protein daywake-like. The transcript is spliced from 5 exons. Lineage: Eukaryota; Metazoa; Arthropoda; Insecta; Diptera; Calliphoridae. The record is from RefSeq and is a predicted model, not a curated record. The coding region runs from base 158 to 964 and encodes 268 amino acids.